This is a messenger RNA of Rhizophagus irregularis DAOM 181602=DAOM 197198, 586 nucleotides long. RefSeq lists its product as uncharacterized. Lineage: Eukaryota; Fungi; Glomeromycota; Glomeromycetes; Glomerales; Glomeraceae. The record is from RefSeq and is a predicted model, not a curated record.
GGUGGUAGACAAACACGUAGCUCAAGCCGCAAUUCCCAAGCAGGUGGAAGUAGGCCGACUAGUCCUGAAAACCAGUUCACCUUCAGUGCACAGAAGGAAACUGCUUCUCAUCAUGAGAGUAUUUGGAAUACCUAUCGGAAAAAGCCGCAACCAACUUCUGACAAAAAACUGACAGAAACCAUGGAAGCUGAACGUGCUAUGGACAUGGAAAAAGAAAUUGUUCAGGAUACUUAUGGUCCAAACUCCAAAUCUUCUUCUGCUAACGACAAAGGGAAAGCUACUGAAAAGUCCAAGGUGGUCGCGAAAGAAUUGUCACGUGACCCUCCCUUACCUCCGCAGAAUAUUGUAAACAACGUGAAUGGAACCAAUAAGGUUCCAACUCUUAACAAAGAAAUUAGUUCAACUCCUCAUAAGGAUCAACAACAAUCUGUUGUUUUGCCUAAUCAGGAUAAGAUUAAUCUGCAAGCCGAUCAAGGGUCCCAGCCCAUGGAUGUUGAUCCUAGUAAUUCUAACAAAGACCCGUCGAUCAUUACUAUAGAAAAAAUAAAAGAAUACAUUGCACUUGUUCCAUAUGGUGAGCUUAUUG